CAGCUCCCCACCCACCCUCUCGGCUCAAAAGAGGCCCAGGCCAGCUGGGGCACCACCUGGAACAGGCAUAAAGCUGCCCAGCCUGGCAAAGGACAAUCGUCCGGUCAACCUGCAGACAGCACACCAGGGCCCUCACUCCACACCCAACUGCGAGAGAAGACCCAGCAUCACCCCCUGAGACAAUGACUAUGUUCGAAAAUGUCACCCGGGCCCUGGCCAGACAGCUGAACCCACGAGGGGACCUGACAGCCCUGGACAGCCUCAUCGACUUCCAGCGCUUCCACCCAUUCUGCCUGGUGCUGAGGAAGAGGAAGAGCACCCUGUUCUGGGGUGCACGCUACGUGCACACUGACUACACCCUCCUGGAUGUGCUUGAGCCAGGCAGCUCACCCUCAGAGCCCACGGACGCAGGUAGCUUCAGCUUUAAGAACAUGCUGGAUGCACGAGUGGAGGGAGAGGUGGACGUGCCCAGGACGGUGAAGGUCAAAGGCACAGCUGGGCUGUCUCGGAACAGCACGCUGGAGGUCCAGACCCUCAGUGUGGCCCCCAAGGCCCUGGAGUCCGUGCACAAGGAGAGGAAGCUGGCCGCUGACCACCCAUUCAUCAAGGAGAUGCGCGAGCGUGGCGAGAACCUGUACGUGGUGAUGGAGGUGGUGGAGACAGUGCAGGAGGUCACCCUGGAGAGAGCCGGCAAGGCCGAGGGCUGCUUCUCCCUCCCGUUCUUCGCCCCGCUGGGGCUGCAGGGCUCUGUCAACCACAAGGAGGCAGUCACCCUCCCCAAGGGCUGCGUCCUGGCCUUUCGAGUGAGGCAGCUGAUCGUCAAUGGCACAGAUGAGUGGGACAUUCCACACAUCUGCAGUGAAGGCACCCAGACCUUCCCCCCUGGAGAAAAGCCGGGAGAGGAGAAGUUCACACUUAUCCAGGCAUCUGAUAUUGGGGAGGUGCACGAGGACUUCAAGACCCUGAAAGAAGAGGUCCGGAGAGAGACCCAGGAGGUGGACAAACUGAGCCGGGCGGGCCAGGGCUCCCUGCUUAGCUCCCUCAGCAACCUUCUGGGCAAGAAGAAGGAGCUGCAGGACCUCGAGCUCACGCUUGAAGGGGCCCUAGACAAGGGCCAUGAAGUGACCCUGGAGGCCCUCCCAAAAGAUGUCCUGCUGUCCAAGGAGUCCAUGGGUGCCAUCCUCUAUUUUCUUGGAGCCCUAACAGUGCUAAGCGAGGCCCAACAGAAGCUUCUGGUAAAAUCCGUGGAGAAAAAGCUCCUCCCAGUGCAGCUGAAGCUGGUGGAAAGCACGCUGGAGCAGAAUUUCCUGCAGGACAAAGAGGGUGUUUUCCCCCUGCGCCCCGAUCUGCUCUCCUCCCUUGGGGAAGAAGAACUGACCCUCACGGAAGCCCUCGUGGGGCUCAGCGGCCUGGAGGUGCAGAGAAGUGGCCCCCAGUACACGUGGGACCCAGACACCCUGCCCCGACUCUGCGCCCUUUAUGCUAGCCUCUCCCUCCUUCAGCUCCUGGCCCGGUCCCCCUAGUGUCCCUUUUCUGGCUGUUUCUGGCUUCCAAAGCAAGGACCUCAACAUCCCAGUGUGUUUCACAGCCACCAAGAAGGCCCCCCAAAUCCUAGCUGGUCACCCCCAACAACCAACUUCCACUCCCCAGCCUCCGGGCUGCCUGUGAGUCCCAGCCCAGGCUGGUGUUAAAUCCCGAAGAGGUGCUCAGCCUUUAUGACUAGGGAGCUUAUUCAGCAAAACUGAAGGAAAAGGAGACACAUUUAUUUCCAACCCUAAUCCUCCCCACUUGCACUUCUA
Messenger RNA from Octodon degus (degu), 1799 nucleotides. RefSeq names its product gasdermin A (gene Gsdma). Gene Ontology annotation, molecular function: phosphatidylinositol-4-phosphate binding; phosphatidylserine binding; phosphatidylinositol-4,5-bisphosphate binding. Gene Ontology annotation, biological process: defense response to bacterium; pyroptotic inflammatory response. The transcript has 13 exons. NCBI's taxonomy places the organism in Eukaryota, Metazoa, Chordata, Mammalia, Rodentia, Octodontidae. The record is from RefSeq and is a predicted model, not a curated record. The coding region runs from base 183 to 1523 and encodes 446 amino acids.